CUUGGAGACGAUCAUCUCCUAUCCUCCGCUCUGCUUGUAUGGUCUAAUCAAACAUGGCGAGCCUCAUGUAGGGGUCGAGCACUGAUCAUCUGUCACGUUUUCUUCACUUUAUAGUGGAUUUGUUUUUUAUUUCCUAACUUGUGUGCUAUUCCGUGCGCCAUGUUCGCAAACGCAGCCCUGCGAGCUGCUCUCAGAUCAUCCGCCGGCGCGCUGCGCCUGGAAAGCGGCGCACUGUGCGCGUCUCUGUCGCCGAGACUCUGGACGUGCAGCCCGGCUGUAUUAUCGGCACCCAGGGCCGCUUGUGUUGCAGGAAGCUUUGCUCUUCCACCACCAGUGAGACAUUACGCCCGGGGUGCAAACAAAAAGAAGGCGGUCCCUGAGAGCCAGCUCAGUGAUCUUUCGCCAACAAUGCUGAAGAAGGAUUUUGCAGCUGUACCCCUCGCUCAAACGACUGAUGAUCUCGUCAGAAGACUUCUUUCGUUGGAGUUAGCGAGUCACAGUGAAAAACUGCAGCUGAAAACGGAACAACUGAUUGCAAAAGUCCAGAGGGACGAGAAUGACCGCAACUCAGUGGAAGUUCAGGUGGCUAUUUUGACUGCAAGGAUCCGAAACUUUCAGGAGCACUUGCGGAAACAUCAUAAGGACAAAUCUAACAAGAGGCGGAUGCUCAUGGCCAUUGACCGACGAAAAAAGCUUCUGAAAAACUUGAGGCUGGUUCGCUACGAUGCCUUCGAGAAAGUGUGUGAGCAGCUAGGCAUCACCUACACCUUCCCUCCAGAGUACUACAGACGGGCCACUCGACGCUGGGUGGUCAAGAAGGCCUUCUGCAUUAAGGUCUUCAAAGAAGUGCAGAAGCAGAAAGCAGAGCAAAGGCUGAAGAUGAAGCCAAGUUUAGCCUCUGCAGAGACAGCAAAGACAAAAGCUGUUGAUACCCAGUAAAAGACAAUAUACUCUAUAUUACAACAACUGAUUCUAAAUGCUCGUCAUAACCAACAUCUUUGCUUUUUGCACCUUCAGAUGUGGUUAUGUGGCAUGUGGAUGUAUAGCCCCCCCCCCACACACUCAUGUGUUGAAAUCAUACAAUGUUAAUUUGCUUUCGCUUUCAAGUUGAUGUCAGAAUUGAAUGGAAAUAAAUAAAAUGUCUCAGAAAGCUAUA
Larimichthys crocea (large yellow croaker) is the source of this 1156-nucleotide messenger RNA. It is a transcript of the gene mrps15, whose product is annotated as mitochondrial ribosomal protein S15. Gene Ontology annotation, biological process: mitochondrial translation. Bases 160 to 939 code for a protein of 259 amino acids. Gene Ontology annotation, cellular component: ribosome; mitochondrial small ribosomal subunit. The transcript is spliced from 8 exons. The record is from RefSeq and is a predicted model, not a curated record. Gene Ontology annotation, molecular function: structural constituent of ribosome; RNA binding. Lineage: Eukaryota; Metazoa; Chordata; Actinopteri; Sciaenidae.